UGGAGGCUGAGGAAGCCGGGCGGAGGUGGCGGCGGAGGCGGCCCACGCAGGCGAGGCUGGGGCGGCAAGAGAAGCCCCCAAGGAAGGGGAAGAGAGCGGGAGGGAGGGAGACGGAGGUCGCCGCCGAGCAGAGCCAUGGGGGCCAUCCCGGUGAGCAGCAGCCCAGGCGAGCCCUUAUGAGCCCCUCCGCGCCUCCCCCAUGCUCCAGGCGAGGCUCCCCCGACCUCUUCCUCCACCGGCCCGCGGAUCCGUGGCUUUGUUCUGCGGCUCUUCCCAGCUCUGGAUAAAGCAGGUCCAGCUUGCCUUCCUCCGGGAGAUCCGGCUCCUUCCUGCCCACUUGGCGCGCAUCGAGGAGGGCUGCCUUUGAAUCCAGCCUGGGAUGGUGUGAAAGUGGCCCCAGAGGCUGCUGGCUGAGGAUCUUCCUGCUGUGCCUGCCGAGGUUGACCCCAGCCAAAGCGACCACCCCAGAUCCCCGCCUGCCUCUGAAUCGGACACCAUGGGCAACAUCUCCUCCAACAUCUCGGCCUUCCAGUCGCUGCACAUCGUCAUGCUGGGCUUGGACUCUGCCGGCAAGACCACCGUGCUCUACCGGCUCAAGUUCAACGAGUUCGUCAACACGGUGCCCACCAUCGGCUUCAACACGGAGAAGAUCAAGCUGAGCAACGGCACAGCUAAGGGCAUCUCCUGCCACUUCUGGGACGUGGGUGGGCAGGAGAAGCUGCGCCCCCUCUGGAAGUCCUACAGCCGCUGCACUGACGGCAUCAUCUACGUGGUGGACUCGGUGGACGUGGACCGGCUGGAGGAGGCCAAGACCGAGCUCCACAAGGUCACCAAGUUUGCCGAGAACCAAGGCACCCCCUUGCUGGUCAUCGCCAACAAGCAGGACCUACCCAAGUCACUGCCGGUGACCGAGAUUGAGAAGCAGCUGGCUUUGCCGGAGCUGAGCCCGUCCACCACGUACCAUGUCCAGCCGGCCUGUGCCAUCAUCGGGGAAGGGCUCACCGAAGGCAUGGACAAACUCUACGAGAUGAUCCUCAAGCGCCGGAAGUCCUUGAAGCAGAAGAAGAAGCGGUAGAGAAGAGGCCAAAGGGCGCCGGGAAGCCGUGGAGUCUGGGCAGCUCCCUUGACACAUCAGCAUCACCAACAAUGAAGGCCUGUGGUGUUGAUUGCAUCCCAUCCUUUGACCACCUUGAUUUUUAAGAGAUUGGGCACCAAUGUGGUGCUGGCUGGCUCCUGGGAUGCAGAACAGAUCUGUGCAUGUCAGCCCCAGGCCUCUCAAUACCCCAGAAAACCACUCUGAGCCAAUAUAAUAAUUAGAGAACCACUUUGGAAAUAUUCUAGCAGGACUAGAAGAUGGGCACAUCAGACAGCUGCUUGUGCCUGUAGACUACUGAUCACACGAGAGGCUUACCAUUAGACAUCUUUUUUCUUUUCAUUCCGCUGGAAGGUUUCUUUUUUUUUAAUACACAAAUAUAUAUAUAAUAAAUAUAUAUAUAUAUAUAAAAUAAAUAUAAAACAGGAGAAACUAAUUUGGGAGAUGAAAAGUCACGACGCUUGGGAUGAACAGGGCAGGACCCUGUUUUGUGUGGAUUAAGGCCUAUGCUCCCAUCUCAGGAUCUUCGUACAAGGUGACGAUGCGUGCAUGAAGAACUAGACUUAAGAGAUAUUGCUUGAUGCCGGGGAAGGAAUGGUGGGGGGUGUGCCGAAUUGAUGCAUAUAAAAAUACAUGUAUAUUGCUUAACGGUGGCUCUUGGAAGCCAACCUUUGUGGAAACUGUUUUUUUCAGUUGUUACACCAGACCUCUCCAAAGUGUUUCUGGUCUGGCCUUGCGUGGGGUCAAUGAAAUGUGUGAAACUGGCAAAAAAAUGAUGCAAUAUGACUUCCUGAAGUGAUUUAUGUGUUUUGCAAGAAUGUGCUCCCUGUCCUUUUCAGUGGGGUGUGAGGAUGUCCGCACAGCCUGGUGCCCAAGUGGCCUUUGCUCUCUUAUGGAGGCCUCUGGGCAGGCUGAGCUGUGUGGCACCUUUAAUUCCUAUAUAUUAAAAGAGAAUACUGUGUAAUGACAGCAAAUUGAUGCACUUGAAUUUUAAAAUCAGAGCUGGCUGGAAUCUUUCAGCUGCUAUUUGGUGCUGUAUUCUAAGCAUUAUCCUAAGGGGGGGAAAAACGUGGUUCUGGUUUUCAUGACCAAUCUACACAAUGUAGCAAUAACCAGGGAAGCAUUUUUGUUUAAUUAUAGCUUCCUACUGUAAUGUUCAAGCACAGGCAUACUUUGUGGAAUCUAAUCAGACUGAAAUAAUCUGAAUAAUAUAUCCAUUUAAUUUCUGUGUUGUCAUGAUAGUUUUCAUGGACCAGAGGCCCAGCUCACUGCAGCAAUCUGAAAGCUAUGGGAAGAAGCCCAGCCAGUGUUUGGGCUGACAAGGAUGUAAGGCCAAAUGAGUAGUCCAGACUCAUUUUUUUCUUCCCCCAACUCCCAUCUCCUUAAAGAUGACAUUUGGGAUUGAGGUUAUAUGUUUUCUUUCCAAAUUGAUGCCUCAGAGUGGUGGCCAUCAAGCAUAAAAGACUAAUAGUUGUCCCAGCCCCGUUUUUAAUUCACCUUGCAUUGGUAGUACCAAUAUUUUCAAAUAUUCCAGCACUAACAGUGCAGCUCUAUACUUGUCUAUUUAUCAGUAAUCCAAUUCCAUUCAUUGGGGUUUACUGUCACCUAAGCCUAAGACUGCAAUCUUAUAUAUGUGCUUACCUAGAAGUAAGCUCCAUGAGGUUUAAUGGGACUCAGUUGUGUGAGUAAGGUUGGUUGCAAUCUAUACAUGCCUCUGUAGAAAAAACUUGUAUUUAAUUCAGUGGCAUCUAUUUCUGGGUAAGGAUCAGGUUGUAAAGCAAAAAUCCUAUUCACACUUACGGUACUUUGGAUUUGGGUUUCAGUGAAUAUGCAAAGGACUGGACUCUGUGACCAACAAUGACAUUGGAUUUCUGGGGGAAAGGUAGGAUACAAGUGAAAUAAUAAUUUUAAAAAAUCGUUUGGAUGUACAGUGGACCCUUGUUUUCUGCUGGAGUUUGGUUUCAGAACUCCCAAUGGGUAGCAAAAUCCAUGCAUGUUCAUGUCCCAUUAUAUACAAUGGACUAAUAAGAUGAUAUCCCUUAUGUAAAAUGGGAAAAUUAAGACUUGCUUUUUAGAUUUUUUUCAAAAAAUAUUUCCAAGCCAGAAAUAAUAGCUAGUGAGGUGGUUCUCAACCUGGGGUCCCCAGGUGUUUUUGGCCUACAACUCAGAAAUCCCAGCCAAUUCACCAGCUGUUAGAAUUUUUGGGAGUUGAAGGCCAAUAACAUCUGGGGACCCCAGGUUGAGAACCAUUGAGCUAGUGGAAACCAUGGAUGUAGAAUCUGUGGGUACAAAAGGCCAUUUACAGUAAGUGCACAAGGAGUAUGAUUUCAUAUGAGAUAAAAUUGUAAGAAAGAGAACUGAAAACUUUUUCCAGAACAGUCUUAAUAAGUUUUAACAGACAAACUCUUCAGUUAAUUAAGUCUGUUGGACUUAAUUAAUGAUGUACACAUCCCACCUAAAAUAUCACAUUUAUGGAUGAGCUGAUCUUGCUUCACACAAAUCUGUGGGAUUUGGAUUGUCAGCUUCCUGCUUAGAAAAUCUGAGUUCUAGAAACAAAGAAAAGACUGGCAUAAAUAGAGACAGGAAGAUAGCCUCACUGGCUAAAAGAAACAUAUUGUCUCUCAAUGUUCUAUUAGUGUUGUUUGGCAAAACUUUGCAGAACCUUGCAAAACUGAGCAGCAAUUGGAAUGGCUCUCCAUGGUACAGGGGAAUGGUAGAGCAUUUUGAUGGUUGCGGCCAAUUCUGCAGCAACAGGGGCUGAGGACAUAGUGAGGGCUGCAAAACAGAUGAGUAGCAUCCAUUAGCUGAAUUCUCAUUACUCCCUUUAUUUCCUCAUGAGAUGUAUAGGGCAGCAGAAAUUGCUACUGUUCAAGGUACGGGGCACAGCUACACUUUUUUUCCAUGUCAGGAGUGACUUGAGAAACUGCAAGUCACUUCUGGUGUGAGAGAAUUGGCCGUCUGCAAGGACGUUGCCCAGAGGACACCCGGAUGUUUUGAUGUUUUUACCAUCCUUGUGAGAGACUCCUCUCAUGUCCCCGCAUGGAGCUGGUAGGGGGAGCUCAUUCGUGCUCCCCCCGGGUUGUAUUCAAACUCGCAACCUUCAGGUCAGCAACCCAACCAUCAAGUCAUCAGUCCUGCCAGCACAAGGGUUUAACCCACUGCACCACCAGGGGCUUCACUGUAGACUAAAUGGUCUACACUGAUCAUUUAGCAUGGAUUGAAAGCAUCUAAAAACAUACUGUCCGAACAACACAUGAUGCAAAUGCAUGCAGGCCUUAAACUGGGAUAACAAAUUGGGAGGUACUCUGGAGUAGGGCCUAUAACACACAUCAGUAAAAACCACAUCACUUGGCAAAACUAAUUAAGGGACUGGCGCUCCAAAAAUCUGCACUGUAGUGAAGGAAUUGGGAAAAAAACCCACAUCCACCACAGAUUCUGGAAUUAGAUCGGAGCCAACCUCUCUGAUGGGUAUAAGCACCGACCAGGCCUUGGCCUUCCUAUACUUUACAUGUGAUCAGGUACAUGUUUGCUUUGUUUCUGCCUCUGUGGUUUCCAUCCCACAUUACUUGGUUAGUGUAGAUGUGCCCAUGGACCAUAACCUGUGAGAGCCUAAAGUCAGUGCCUGCAGCCCCUUCAAGACAGCAAAGUUGCUGACAUCACAGCGCUUUGUAAAUUUCUGACAUGGAAUUAAUCAGGCCCAAACACCAGCCUCUUUUAUCCACUUUGCCCUGUGCAAUUUGGUCACUCUCUGACCCAGUGAAGAUUUCUGUGGCAUUCAAACCUUAUGCAGUAUUUGGUGGACUUCCAAUUGGCCUAUGAAAUGUACUACACUAGUGUGAGAUUUAGAACGUUUCCUUUUAAAACUUGGCCAAGGGAUUGGGAGGGGGGAAGCAUAUUUCCACACCAUGGAUUUUUCCCUUUGGCAAUAAACUUUCCAAUCAAUUUUUAAGAAUCCACUGUUAAAAAUUAAUAAGAUUUGCCACUAUUUUUUCUGAUAGGGCACCUUAAUUUUUUGUGAUUGUACGAAAUAGCUAAAAAGAAAUCUAGCUGCUAUUUCCCCUUCUCCAUUGCUGCAGUUUCUUGCUAGUAGAAGCCUUUCCUCCUACCUGUUUGCCUGGCACACAGUUGUUAAGGACAUAGAAGCCCUGCCACUAAGUUGCCACUGUUUGCAAGCAAACAUUAUUUACAUGCCUAGGGAAAUUCUAGUAACCCGAAAUGGAAACUUGUUUAUCGAUCUACAGAGCGGGUUGGUCCCAUUGUUUCAAACCACCUCAGCACUGUUUUUGUUUUAAUUGUUAUUAUUUAUUUCCACUCAUGACUUUUUCUCUCAAGCACAUUUGUUACCUCAUAACUAAGAGAGACAGAGAGAAAACAUAUCUAUUUUGAAACAAUGCCAAAUGCUGUAAUUUUUAAAAAUUAGGAAUUAGAAAAUGUUGUUUGGAUCAUGUUGAGUAUGCUGUGAAGCUUAUUUAUGUACAUUUGGGUUCUCUACCUUGUUUAGGAAUUAGAAAAUGCGGUUCAGCUCAGAUUCAGUACAGCUGUAAAGCUAAUGUGCAUUUGGAUUUUUUUUGUCAACGACAAAGAGCUGGUUUCUUGCAAACAUACAUAACAAUGGUUAAAUGAAUUUAUUGCCUGCUGUGCUUCUGCAUAGGUGCUAAGUGACUGGAAAUUAGGUCCUUACGGGCCCCCAGUUGAGCAAUACACAAAAUGCUAAAUGUGCCACUCUCCCAAGUGGAGCAACUUAAGUUACUACAUGAACAUUGAAGCAGUGUUCUUCAUCCAGCAGAAUGGAGAAGAAAGGAAACGGGUCUAUAAUAAAUGUAACUCUUGGACUUCUGCUUCUUUUAAACAUGUAUGGAAUAAUCCUGAAAGAUGUUGCUCGUUUUCUAGGACGUGUGGGAGCUGGCCAUUUCACUUACAGUAAGGCUUUCAAACUACUGUACUUCCUCUUAACUCAAAUAAGUAAAUGGAAAGUGGAAUGCCAAAACAAUGCUGUGGCCAUAUUGCUCACAGCUACUUACAGUUAAAAGUUUAGAGCAGUGGUUCUCAACCUGGGGUCCCCAGAUGUUUUUGGCCUUUAACUCCCCAAAAUCCUAACAUUUGGUAAACUGGCUGGGAUUUCUGGGAGUUGUAGGCCAAAAGCAUCUGGGGACCCCAGGUUGAGAACCACUAGUUUAAAGCCUUUACUUCAGUGGUUGUCAGCCUGUGGGUCCCUAGAUGUUUUGGCCUUCAACUCCCAGAAAUCCUAACAGCUGUUAAACUGGCUGGGGUUCCUGGGAGUUGUAGGCCAAAACACCUGGGGACCCACAGGUUGAGAACCACUGCUUUACUUGGUUCAAGAAGCAGACCUGACCCAGCCUCUUCAUCAGUAAAUUAUCUGGUCAAAGGAGAAAGCUUGGAGAAAGAAGAUACCUAAAAAAUGAUACUGAAAGCUCUAUAUAUGCCCCUGUCUUGAGAUUAUAUGCUUUCUACUCCGAGGUAUUGCCCUGUUAGCAUUUGAAGAAAUCUUAACAGAUGUUGUAACAUGCCAGUCACAUUUCAGACUUUUCUUCAUGACACGCCAAUUAAAGUAUUCUCUAGCAGA
This is a messenger RNA of Anolis carolinensis (green anole), 6677 nucleotides long. It is a transcript of the gene arl4c, whose product is annotated as ADP ribosylation factor like GTPase 4C. The transcript has a single exon. Lineage: Eukaryota; Metazoa; Chordata; Lepidosauria; Squamata; Anolidae. The record is from RefSeq and is a predicted model, not a curated record. Gene Ontology annotation, molecular function: GTP binding; GTPase activity. Gene Ontology annotation, cellular component: cytoplasm; plasma membrane. Bases 497 to 1075 code for a protein of 192 amino acids. Gene Ontology annotation, biological process: intracellular protein transport; endocytic recycling.